AUGGGAGACACGCAGCACCAUGAGCCGCAGAUGUCGAACAAUAAGUCUCAACACCGGGCAAUUGCGGAGGGGAAACUGGUCGAAACAGUGAACGCCCUUUCAGGGGCCGACUUUUUCGCGAAGUAUGCACCACAGGAAUCGUUGACCGAAUUGGGAAUCUCUUGCCUCGGUGUGGAGUUGUCAAGACUUCCGGUGGACUCUGCAAAUUUGCCCAGUCAAUGGUUGGAUGCAUGCCUAAAGCUGAUCGAGGAGACCAGUGCUCGGGACUACCAAAACUCGGAAAAGAAGUGGUCAAACUCCAAGAAGAGGAGGGAGAUGAAGUCGCCAGACAUGAAAUACAUCAUUCUAUUUCAUGGUACCUCGCAGCUUGCCGGCUUCAUCUCUUUUAUGAUCACCUACGAGGACGGUUACGAAGUCCUCUACAUCUACGAAAUUCAUUUUACCCCUCAAUGGCAGGGCAAGGGACUGGGCAAAAAAUUGAUGAAUAUCGUCGAAGUCAUUGGCCAGAACGUCGGCAUCACGAAAAUCAUAUGA
Fonsecaea erecta is the source of this 534-nucleotide messenger RNA. RefSeq lists its product as hypothetical. Gene Ontology annotation, cellular component: nucleus. Gene Ontology annotation, molecular function: histone H2A acetyltransferase activity; protein N-terminal-serine acetyltransferase activity; histone H4 acetyltransferase activity. Lineage: Eukaryota; Fungi; Ascomycota; Eurotiomycetes; Chaetothyriales; Herpotrichiellaceae. The coding region runs from base 1 to 534 and encodes 177 amino acids. The transcript is spliced from 2 exons. The record is from RefSeq and is a predicted model, not a curated record.